GAUAAAAUGGUGGAUUUUUGUGUUCUUUUGAAAAUUGUGUGAAUUUUAAAGUUUUUAUGUAUUUUUGAAGCGAAUUUUACUUAGAAAUGACGACUGAAGGACCCGUGAGCACUGUCGCUCCUCCAGUAAGUUAAACACUUUAUUUUUCCAAAAUUUUGCUGUUAAACUUAGGGAUAAAAUGGGAUAUUUAUGGGGACCAAACUUUCCAAUUUUCUGUAGAUUGUUGACCAAAAGGUGAAUCCUGCAUCUGAUCCUCGGCAGAUGAGGAGAAUUAUCGCUGAGGAUCCAGACUGGUAAUCUAUUAUUUUAAUUUAGUUGAAAUGCAUUGUAAAUAUGUUAUUUAUAUGUCAUAACCAGAUCUCCAGAUCUAUUGUGGGAUACAGCUUAACAGCUAUAGGGUACAUGGUUUGCACCCUUCCCCCUUGCAAUCUCCACCCCCUCCUAUCAAAAAUUUUAUUGACAUUGUGUUACCACCCACCAAAAUUACCGUAUUGUCAGCACUUGUGGUGAUGGUCUGAUGGAACAAUAUUCCCCCUCCCUGGCCCUCGUCCCAGAAAAUCCUUUGCCCAAAUCUACCCUAACCCAGUUGGGGAUAGGCCCCCUAUCUCCUUGGUAUACCUUACUCAUCAAACACUGAUGUUUUUGUCUUUAUAGGAGUCUAGCCACAGUACCAUUGCUAACUGACUUGUGCAUUAAAAAUAUCAUAACUUGUUUUGAUGGUAUGAAAUAUUGAUAUAACAAGAUUCCAUUUAGUCACAUAUUAUUAGCACUGAUGAAGAUUCGGGCUUACAGAUCGAAAGCUUUGCAGUAAUAAAUUUACUUAGUGUUUCCACAAACAAAAGUAUUAUAUGUUUUAUUGCCAUGCAAACCUACAAAAAACUUAAGAUUCCACUUCUUUAUUACCGUAUUAUAAUUAUGUUGUCAUUUAAGAAUAAACAAAAUUCUAUUAUAGAUAUUAAUGUCUUUAACUACAUUUACUUGUUUAGAGAAUCCAACUCUGAAUGAACUUUUACCGAAACAUAAGACGAAAGUCUUAGAACUUCUUUCUACAACUAUCCCACUGAAGUAAGUGUAAACAUUUUGUAUUAGAGCCAUGCAGUUCCUGAAAUUUCAUCUCGGUUUUGGUCCUUUGGGGACGAGGGAACUUCAGCUUGGUGUUGUUAGGAGUGCACCCAUGUUUUGUAUCAGUGACAGUUGCUUGAGUCUGGGAUUCUUUGUUAGGGUCACAGCUCCUCUGGUCGAGGAUGAAGGUUACUGGCAGAAAUGUUGCAAGGCAAAAUGGAAUAUAUGUGAUAUCUCAAAACAUGGCAAUAACUGGAAACGAAUGUUUUUUGAAAAGACUGUUGAAGGUUAGUUAGGUGUGAUGAACUUUGAGCAGUUGUAUGGAAAUGAUCAUUCCCAAGGGCAGGUUUUCGUGUAUUUAAAAAGAGACUACUCAGUGAGCUUUGACAGGGGUUAGGCAUUUGGGUUAAAGCCUUUCACACAAAAUAGAAGGGAUGAAGCAAAAUUUUGGUGGGGUUGAACACUUUAUUAGAGAGGUUAGAGAGAAUCUAGGUGGGGUUUAACCCCCCCCCCCCAGUAAAUCCGCCCAUGGCCAUUCCAGAAUUCAUACCUCCCCUGUAGUCUGGCAAAGAAGAAAUUGGAAGAUAGCCCCCCUACCCCCUUGGCCUUCAGAUGUCUUAAUUAUACACUUACUAUUAUCAGAAAUACUUUCUUUCCUCUCCCUCUGAACAGCAGAAUGUAAUUUCCUCUGUGGGGGAAUCUAUUGUGGCCGAUCAUAUCCUUUCUCAAAUUACCCAAUCCGACAUUUUUACAUAUUGAUUUCAUGGUUGGACCUUUUCAAAUACAUUAGCUAUGGGUUCCAACUAUUGUACAAUUUAAGUAUACAAAAGCUUUGGGUUGAUAGGGAUACAAUUACCUGAAAAAUACAAGGAGAACUUCAGUAUUACUGUUCAUCAAAUGUUAUAUACAGUAGCUUAGAUGCAAGUUGAUAUAUUUACUUAUUUCAAUGGUUGAACUUAAUAUUCUGCAUGCACAUUACAGGGAUUAUUGAAAGUUAUAUACCUGAGACCACAGAGUUCACAGAGGUAAAUGUUCUGGUUAUUUAACAGUGAGUUAAUCAGAUAUAUCUUCCAUGUGUCUAGUUAACCCAUUCAGUUGUGUUGCAAGUAUAGUAGUAUCUUACUCUGUCUAAUGCCAGAAAAUUUCACUCUUAAAUUGGCUGAUCAUCAUUCAACAUUUUAAGCCAGCUUGCCUAAAUCAUCUUUUUUCAUUGACUAAUAUUGUUUAACAAAAACUUAUUUUGUGCUUCCGGUUUCGUAUGCUGAAAAAUAGGGGGAAGUAGGUUGGGAGAUUUUUUUGAAAUUUUUUUUAAUUUUUGAAAUUUUUUGCUUCACGUUGGUUAACAUGAAUAUCAGAAUAUGAUCAGUAAUAAACCGCAUUUUAAUAAGCAAUAACUGUGAGCAAUGGAUGCGUCAUGUUGCAUCACAAGCAACGAAAAAAAAUAGGGCAUGUACUAGGUAUAGGUAGGUAAGCAAACCACAAAAAAACAUUGGGGUGAAAUUAGUUUCUCGCUUUUUUCAACUGAUAGCUGAAUGACACGUUGGCGUUAGGUGAAAGAUUCAUUCGUUCAUUAAAUAUCAAUCAACUUCUUCCUCCUGUCAAAGAAAUUAAUUUGAAAGAAGACGACUCGUCAGACACGUAAGUUACUCGUUUAAAUAUGGAUUUUUGGACUGUCGUGUGCUUUCCCCAGUUGACUUAUUAGCUCAAUUCAUUGGUAGAGCGUCAUCACAGUUUGUAUUUAACCAACAUUAAGCCUUUCAAGCUGGGAGACCCGCGGGUUGAAUCCUUGGUCGGACUUACCUUUACUCAAGGUCUUAAAAUAAUUGAGGAGAAAAAGAUACCUUUGCAGUGUUGGAUUUUCUAGUGAAUAUAUCAGUUGUACCCUUAUAGUUUAGAGACAUUGUAAUAGCAAUACUGACCUAGUAGUUUUCCUAGUUUUUUCCUAGUUUUUUCCUAAAUAGAAAACCUCUGAGCUAGUCAAUCCUAUUUUGCGUAUAAGUCAGAAUAUCAACAGCAACAGCAACAACAACAACAGUUUUCUGAUAUUUUAGCGGUAGCGACGCAGGACAAGAGGGACCUCUUCUGGAUCAUUUUGAUUUCGGAGAAUUGGUUUCCAGAACCAGUUGCCUUCAAGAACUUCAUAUUACCUAUGGGUAAGUCUAUAUUAACAGGAUGCGAUAAUUUUCAUACUUACGCACUUUUUUCAUUUUCUUCUUGUCCCAUUUCACAGAGUUUCUACAUGUGGUAUGAAUUUUGAAUGGAAUAUGUUCCAAUUCACGUCAAGAGAUUGUCAACUUCUAUCGAAGGUAACUCGAAACUCCGCGUAAAAUGGUAUAUUCAUUUAAUAUAUAGCUCAGUUGGUUGUACAAGAUUGUACAUUUCGUUUUGCAGGCUGUCAAGGCAUGCCAUACCUUAAAAGUAUUUCAUCUUCACCGGAGUCGAGUGGACGAUGACAAAGCGAGAGUUCUAAUCAGUCAUUUAUUGGAUCAUCCUUCAUUAACAACACUAGGUAUGUCGUGAUCUUGAAGUCCAGGGUGUUAGCCAGCCGGCCGUCCGACCGUCCUACGGACGGCCACUUCUAAACUCGAACGGCUAAAUUUAAUGGGCGGCCAUUGCGUGGACGGCCUAAGGGAAUAUUUUCUUUAAAUAGCAAUUUACAAGUUUUGUAAUAUUUCAUGAAUACUUCGAAUUGUUGUCAUUUGCUGUUUACUUUACGUAUGGUAUAUGUUCUCAUACUUUUUCCCGUCGAAAACACGUUGAGUAUAGUUGAAUUGAAGUAUCGACAAACGUGCCAUGUUUUUGUAAUCAUGUUGAUCACAGAAUAAAAAUCGUAUAGUUAUUCUGUGAUGUUGAUGAUUCUCGCAUGAGUAUCAUGGAGAAUAAUAAAAAAAACAGCAAUCGCUUAUCACUCGUGCGCCACGUGCUUUAGAGUUACAGUUACCGGGUAAAGAUGGCUAUAAGAUGAGCCAAACGCAUAAAAAAAAGGGAAAAAUAUCCGGGAUUCAGAAAAAAUAACUAAACACUACACUACGGUUCAUACCAUACGUGUGCGUUUACUAAUUUAAUGACGGAAAUGUGCAUCUAAAACUAAAAGUAAGAAGGUUCAACGAAUAGAACACCACAAUUCCACAACAACAUAAAAUUGCGGCCACACCCCAAAACAUGUGACCACACCCACAAAAAAUUGUGGCCACGCCCAAAAAAUUAUUUUGGACGGCCAAAUUCUGCAUCGAGUAAAAUACGUGCCAUGCUCACAAUUAGCCAUUUCCCAAAGUCCUGGGUCUAGUCGCGCAAAUCCCAUGUUGGGCUGGGACAAGAAAUAUGGUAGCACACAUUUUAAUUAAAAGUUUAAUGUGAAAAGGAGAUAUUUCAUUUUUGGUCGUCUAAAAAGUUGAUAUUUGAUAGUAGAUACUUUUACUCUUUCACAUAUCUGACGUCUGUCACCAUAUAUUUUGUCGCUCCAAACGAUCCCAGAAUGCACUGUGAUCUAUUUUGGGAAAAGGCUAAUUGUUCACAAGAUAACAUGGCUCUAUGUCAAAAAAGCGUUAGCAAGUUGCAGCAAAAUUGUUUCGUGUAACAUAGCCUCAAAUCUUACUAGAACUUGGUUCUAUAUAUUUUGGCUUUUUCCAGCGGAUGAGUAGUUUCGUACAAUUUUCCCUGUGUUCUUUUAGAUUUUUCUCACAACAAGAUUGGCGACAGUGGAGCACGUGCCAUUGGUAAACUGAUGAAUGGUCGAUGUCAGCUUGCGCAUAUCAACCUCCUAGACAACAAGAUAAAGUCUCAUGGCGGCAGGGCCAUAGCGCACGCGCUUGGCAAGAACACGACGCUACGAACAAUGAAUAUGCGGUUGAACAGAUUAGGUGAUGAUGGUGGUCAAGCCAUGUGUAAAGCUUUGGCUAAAAAUACGACUUUAGUGGAAUUGAAUUUGGGAAGUAAUGAUUUAGGGGAACCAACAGCAGCAGCAUUAGCACAGGUGAGUUGUAGCGGUGAUGGUAUAUGGUGGUGGUGAUGACGAUGGUUAAAUGAUAUGCAUAGGCUUGGUUAAGAAUACGACUUAGUGCAGUUAAAUUUAGGAAGUAAUUAUCUGGGCUGGCCAACAGCGGCAGCAUUGAAUGCAUAACAAGUUAGUUAGUGGUGGCGAUGGUAGUGAUGAUGAUGGUGGUGAUAAUGGUGAUGAUGAGAUGAUCGUGGAUAUGAUGAUUAUGAUGGUGAUAAUUGUGGUGGUGAUAAUAAUGAUGAUGAUGGUGGUGAUGAUGAUUAUGAUGAUUAUGAUGAUGAUGAUUAUGAUGAUGGUGAUAAUUGUGGUGGUGAUAAUAAUGAUGAUGAUAGUGGUGAUGGUGAUUAUGAUGAUACCGGAUGAUACUAAGUGAUGAUAGUGGGGACGAUGAUUACGAUGAUACCAGAUGAUGGUGAUGAUAGUGAUGAUGUUGAUGAUUAUGAUGACACCAGAUGAUGAUAUGGUGAUGAUGGUGUUAGUGAUAUUGGUGGUAAUGAUGGUGGUGAUAGUGGUAAUGGUAGCCAUGGUGUUGCUAGUGAUGGUGAUGGUGAAGAUGAUGAUGGGGAUAAUGAUGGUAAUAGUGUUCAUAGUGUGAUGGUGAAGAUGAUGAUGGGGAUAAUGAUGGUAAUAGCUAGUGUUCAUAGUAAUGAAUUGAACAUUAUUACUUUUUCCAGGUUUUAGUUUCUAACAAAACUCUUCGUUCAUUAAUUAUUUCCUGCAACAAAAUGGGAGAGGUAAGUUCGUUAGAUCUGAUAGAGCUACCGUAGUUGGUGAGAGCUAUAUAGUUGAUGAGAGUCCAGUCAACUUUCAUGAACUCUCAAUUGAUGAUUCCUGCUUUAGACUAAAUUUUGAUCUAGGCAAGAAGAACCAAAUCCAUCACAACAGGUCAACAGCUAGAAAGAGCAUGUUAAAAUUAGUAAAAUUGCAAAGUUUCGUUGCGAACUGUUGUAAAAUUUUGUAUUAAUUUGUAUUACGCACGGGAAAAUGCACCACUUUCGGCCCAAAUGUGGUGCAUUUUCCCGCGCGUAAUACAAAUUCACAGGGCUAUAUUUUCCUCAUUUUACAACAUUUUGCAACCAAACUUUGCCAUUUUAAUUUUAACAUGCUCUUUCUAGCUGUGGUGAUGGAUUUAGUUCUUCGUGCCUAGAUCAAAUUUUAGUCUAUAGCUCGAAUUAUCCAUUGAUGCAACUCUUGUUCUAGUUCGACCGGAACAUAAGAGUUAAGAAAACUCAUACAAACUCUCGCUUGCCAAGUCUAGUCAACUUUCAUUCUCGUUUACAGGGGUUUCAGAAUAAGCCGGCGGCCGGCGGAGUUCCGCCGGCUACUUGAACUUUUACCGCCGGCUACUUUUCGUAGACUUGGUCACAGGAAAAAUUUUAUGUACAAAGGUACAAACGAACCAACACGAUGUUUGUUAUGUUCCAAUUGGAAUUCAAGUAGGCCUCGAAUUUCCCUGAAAUCAAUCGACGGCAAUGGCAUUAAAAAUUGCCGUAGAACGUAACAGCUGCCUACGUCAAUUUUCUCAGUUUCCACAAUUCCACGGCAUUUUUUCAAAUUACUGUAAUAAAAAUUUAAUUUUAUUAGUGUUACUUUGGAUUGCUGACAAGCUAGAAACAUGUUUACGUAUUUCUUUAGUGUUUUUUUUCGAAGAAAACUGAGACUAUAAAAUAGUAAUUUACGGAUGAUUUGAUCAACAUCUGAAUUCAAGUAUCAAAAUAUUAAUGCACAGUGAACAGUUUAAAAAUUAUACUAUACGGCAAAAAAAUGCAGUCGUUGCCGCAAUGAUCCACGGCAUUUUGUUCUCCCUCUACGGCAAUUGCCGCGAUAAAAUUCAAGCCUUGAAUUCAAGCAAAACAUCACUUAUUUUGGAAGAUCAAUAAGAUAAAUUAUAAUACAUAGUACCAAACAUAGCAAAAGAAAGAAGAAGUGAUAAAGUGAAGUUCAUUACGCACAUAAGUAUAACAUCAUUUGAUUAAUGAUUUCAGACUCAUAAAUUAAUACUAUUACUGUAGUGUACAUUGUCAUUCUGUUCAUGCAGCUGUAAAAAUUAAACUACUAGUAGCACAUUAAAUUAAAGUAUUGACAUUGUCACUUACAAGUAUAAAUGCAAAUGACUUCACUUACAAGUAUAAAUGCAAAUGAGUCCAGGGUUUAUUUUAACGUGCAGUUCUACACAAAAUGUGCAGUUCUAAACCCAUUUGUGCAGUUCUUAAAACACAAAUGUGCAGUCACCAAACUGAAAAAAAUAGCCUUAAUUAAAACAGUCUUCUCAUUUGCUCGUUACCCUUGUGGAUGCUCCAGAAAAUUCCAGAAAUGCUGUCAUUAAUUGAGCAUCAAAAUCUAAACGAUUUCUGGGAGAGGACUCCAGACCCUCCUAUUUUCCUCACAAAUCACUUACGUGCUGGGGGUAAUGGAAAAGAUGGUAAAAGGCGAGAAGCUCCCCAAAAGAGAUUAGAGUGGGAGAACCUAAUAUUCUUUGCUGCCUCAAAUGCAAAUUUAAGGUUGUUAUAUAUUGAACAUCCAUGACUCCCAGUUACAUGUCUUGAAACAGUUUUUGUGAGUGGUUGGGUAAAACAAAUCUUUGCCAGAACUUAACAGCCUCUAGAUUCAAAUUGUUUUGGGGAACACCCCUAGCUCCCGCACCCCAAAUCGAGUUUGUCUGGCCUUUCUCCAAUUCUCCCUCCCAACCACACCAUUAUUCUGUCACCUUUAUGUAGGUAAAAAAUCCUUCGAUUUAUCAAACAACCGUUGCCUUCGUAACAUCCCUAUGUGUGCAGUUCUAGAUUUUUCUUAAAAUAAAGGGCACGCUCCCCUCCCCGCGCGAUUUUUUAACUAUCAGUCACAGCCGGCUGCUUUUUUUGGUACAACCGCCUACUUCAAAUCAUUCUGAAACCCCUGCGUUUAACCGGGGCUUCAAUUCACUUUCUGUUGUUGCGCUAGGAUGGUGGCAAGUCACUUCAGGAAGGCAUGGAGGAAAAUGAGACUGUAAAAAUCAUGGACUUGCGACUGACUGAAGUUGGACAGGAGAAUGAAUAUUGCAUCAAUCAGUUGUUGAAACGAAACAACGAACAGGAUAAGACUGCUGUUUGAUAUAUUUAUUUUUAAUUGUAAUAUACUUGUAAAUAUUCGGCAAAUGUAGCAUGCGUAUAACGUGGACGCUGAGUUAUUUUAUCUGACUCCCAAAGCUCUGCCGUAGUCGUGACACCGCACAAUAAGAUGUGUUUGCAACAGGCUUGUAGCAAGCUUGUCAACAAGUUUUGCCGGACAAUGUUGUUAUUUUAUCAAGUUGCUAUAAGGUUGUCACUCACAGCUUGGUGACAAACUGUUGUGAAUUGCAGGACGAUAACAAGUUGCUGGAACAAUUGUAACAAGUCUGUUGAACUCAACAACCUUGUUGCAAGUUAUCAACAAAAGAGUAAGAUUUAGGUCAGUGACAAUCUCGUACCCAGAGCAAUGCCGCGCCGGCUAGGAAAGCAUUGGCUCUGGGGAAAUUGACAACCGGAACCCCUAAAUUUAGGGGUUCCGGUUCUUUGUCGGCAUGCACGAUUGAUAAACGUUAAACCAAUCACAGCACAGGAAAAAUUCAAUUUCCCCAGAGCCAAUGUCAUCCUAGCCCGCGUACAGGCAUUGCUCUGGGUACGAGAUUGGGUCAGUGAGGGUAAGGUUAGGACCCAGUCUUAGCCACUAACUAGUGGGGCGUGGGGGGGGGGGGCAAAUGGACACCCCCUAGUAUAUAUGUUAAAUUAUGCCUUGAUGCCUGGGGCCGGUUGUAUAAAACUCUUAAUCACAUUUUUAAUCACUAUUUUGUAGUUAAACAGUGAUUAACUAUCAAAUACGCGCUUCUUAUUGGAUGACGUUUCCACUAACUAUAGUUAACUUUAAUCACUUUUUUAUACAACCGACCCCAGAACAUUAAAUUACCCAAACAUUGUUAAUUUUAGAUAACCAGAAAGUUUUAAACCAGUGUGUUUAUUUGGGCAAAAUUGAAUAAGAAGACAGUUUAAGAUUUUUCCAUAAGUUUAUAUGAAAAUUAAGCCGUUAGCUAUACCCUGUUAGUUUCAAAUUGAGCCACCUCAGCAUAACUGAACAGUAUAGUACUAAAUUGUACUAAAGUCUAAACACUUUUCGAUCUUAAGGCCCUGUCACACUAUUGCGUAUGAGAGAAACGUAUGAGAAGCGUAUGAAAAUGAAUGAAAUAAUUUUCAUACGCACAAAAAUCCUUUGAAAUGCCAGCGCGUAUGAGUACCGUACAUCUGGCGUACCUCUAGCGUAUUCAGCGUGUGCCUAGUGUAUGCUUAUCGUAUAAAGCAUACGUCCGAUACGCACAAAAUUUUUGAGCAUGCUUAAAAAAAAAUUUCCGCCUCGCCGUAUGCCAG
Molecule: messenger RNA, 9435 nt
Organism: Paramuricea clavata
Lineage: Eukaryota; Metazoa; Cnidaria; Anthozoa; Malacalcyonacea; Plexauridae
Source: the annotation of a GenBank genome assembly